Messenger RNA from Rotaria sp. Silwood2, 1947 nucleotides. NCBI's taxonomy places the organism in Eukaryota, Metazoa, Rotifera, Eurotatoria, Philodinida, Philodinidae. The record is from the annotation of a GenBank genome assembly.
AUGUACAAUAAGCGAUUAGAUCAACCCCAACCAUUGCAGUGGUGUCAAGGAGAAGGUAACCAUAUUAUUUAUGAAAAUGAAUGGAUUCAAAUUAUUAUUACUGUCACAAAAUUGCCGAAUUGGAAUGAAAAAUAUAAAAUGAUAUUUAAAGAUCGUACUAAGAUUUUAUGUACAAUUGAUAAUACUCAAAAUACGUGCGACCAUCGAGAAAUACAAGUGAAAACAUGGAGUUUCCUCACACAAAUCAUUCAUCCAAUAGCAUCUUUACGUAUAAUUAUCGUUCGUUAUGGAAAUGAUCUGUACCAUGAUAUAAUAUUAUAUCAACAAAAUUCAACAAUAAUUCGUCAAUCAAAGGGAUUAUGUGUUCAUGAAUCAAUACAUUGUGAAAUAGAUCAUUCGACAAUAGAUGAUAUUCAACAUCGAAAUCAACUUAAUUUGAUUGAUCAAACAUAUGAACAAUUCUUUGUCAAUAAACAUGCUGAAGAGAUUUGUAUUCAAUAUCAUGAAUUUGUACGUCAGAUGAUGAGAGAAUUUGAUUUACCUUUGAUUAGUCAAACAACUAAAGAUGUGUCGAUAACAUCUUGUAUCAAUGAUCUCAAAUCAACAGGAAAUAUACAAUUUGCGAAAAGUAUUCUACAGUUAUCCUUCUUCGACAGUCUCAAUAAUUUUGACAUAAACGAAAAUAAGAUAAAUAAAUAUUUGGAAAAAAUUGAUUAUGCAUUAGAAAAAACUCUUCAAAUUAUUGAUGAUCGUGUUAUGGAAAGUGUCACUAUUGACGAUUCACAAUCAUAUAUCGCGUUAAAAAAUAGAAUUUCUCAAAAGGCUAUAAUUAAAUUAGUAGAUACACCAAUAUCACCAUCAAAAAUAACUACGAAUAUUUCCACUUUUGCUGGAAGUCGAAUUUCUACUUCAGAUAAUAUUAAAGCUAAGGAUAUAUGUCAUGUUUAUGGUGAUCCACAUAUUAUUCGUUUUCCACAACAAUCAAAUGGAUCUCAAGAUCAAUAUUGGUGUAAAAUAUCAGGUGAACAUCGUAUUCUUAAAAAUGAUUAUGUUGAAAUCAAAGCUAUUGUCCAAGAUCGAACUUGGUUUAUAGUUAAAUUUAGCGUAACAUUUUUCAAAGACAAUGGAACAGUUCUUUGUACAGUUACUGAUGACGAACAGUAUUGUAAUAGUUCAGAAAUUAAAAUAACUCGUCCAAGUCCAUCACAAAUUAAUAUAUUAUAUAUGACACCUCAAUUACAAAUUUCGAUAGUUCCACAUCAAUAUCAAGUAGAAUGGUAUGAUAUAAGUGUGCGUAUGUCUUAUGACUUAAUUCGUCAAUCAAACGGUCUUUGUAUUAUGUCAUCAAACGAAAAUUGCGAAAUUGAAAAUAGUAUUCAAGACGAAGAAGAAAAUAAUAUUCAAUCAUUGUCUAAAUCAAUAUGUGAACAAUACAUAACAGAAAGCAUUCGAGCAUCUAAUGAAUUAGGUCUUUCUAAUGAUGCAGACAGAUAUAAAAAUGCAUUGAUUGCAUGUAUUCAUGAUUAUGAAACAACAGGCAAUAAAAACGUUGGUGCAAGUAUAGUAGAUAUGAUUAUCAAACAAGGAAUUAAUAGAAAACAACUUGAUGAUUUACAAUUUGAUCUACUAACAAUCGCAAGUAUUAGCAUAAUUAAUAACGCUAUAGCUAAUGCUAGUGCUCAAAUUGAUAUUCUUCUUUCUUCAACAAUAAUGACGAGUUCAAUAAUAACUAUAACACAAACAACAUCAUCGUCAAGCUUACGUCCAACAACAUCGUCGUCAAGCGUACGUCCAACAACAUCAUCGUCAAGCUUACGUCCAACAACAUCAUCGUCAAGCUUAUGUCCAACAACAUCGGGCUGUUCGAUAACAGUUAAAUCAACUAAUAUUAUGUUGAUUUUUUUCUCAUUUUUAUCUUUUAUCGAAUUGCUUUAUUUGUUUAUUUAA